Gopherus evgoodei (Goodes thornscrub tortoise) is the source of this 1326-nucleotide messenger RNA. RefSeq names its product gamma-aminobutyric acid type A receptor pi subunit (gene GABRP). The transcript has 9 exons. Gene Ontology annotation, biological process: chemical synaptic transmission; nervous system process; monoatomic ion transmembrane transport. The coding region runs from base 1 to 1326 and encodes 441 amino acids. Gene Ontology annotation, cellular component: neuron projection; synapse; membrane. The record is from RefSeq and is a predicted model, not a curated record. Gene Ontology annotation, molecular function: neurotransmitter receptor activity; GABA-A receptor activity; extracellular ligand-gated monoatomic ion channel activity. Lineage: Eukaryota; Metazoa; Chordata; Testudines; Testudinidae.
AUGUACUGCAGAUAUUUUGUCCUCAUCUGUGCGUGGCUUUUUCUUCCAACUCAAAGAAAGUGCACCCUGGGCCAUAAAUCGGACACACACAGCAGUGACAUGGUAUCACUCCCUGGAUUUGAGAACCUCACAGAGGGCUACAACAAAUAUCUCAGGCCCUACUUUGGUGGGAAACCUGUUCAAAUAGCAUUGAGCCUGGAUGUUGCAAGUAUUUCAAGUAUAUCUGAGAGUGACAUGGACUACACUGCUACAAUAUACCUGCGGCAGCGCUGGACGGACCCCCGCCUGGUUUUUCAUGGCAACAAGAGCUUCACUUUGGAUGCUCGUCUAGUAGAAUUGCUCUGGGUGCCAGACACAUAUAUUGUGGAGUCUAAACGGUCUUUCCUGCAUGACGUUACCGUGGGGAAUCGUCUUAUAAGAUUAUUCUCCAAUGGCACUGUCUUGUAUGCAUUAAGAAUCACUACUACUGUUGCAUGUAACAUGGACCUGUCAAAAUAUCCCAUGGACACACAGAUGUGUAAACUGCAGCUGGAAAGCUGGGGAUAUGAUGGAAACGACAUAGUGUUCACUUGGUUUAGGGGAAACGAUUCAGUCCAUGGCCUGGAAAAACUGCGUCUGUCGCAGUACACUGUGGAACGUUAUUACACUCUGGUCACGAGAUCGCAGCAGGAAACAGGCAACUAUCCGAGACUGAUACUGCACUUUGAGCUGCGAAGAAAUAUCCUGUACUUCAUUUUGGAGACCUAUGUUCCUUCCACGCUGCUCGUUAUCUUGUCCUGGGUUUCUUUUUGGAUCACCCUGGAUUCAGUUCCUGCAAGAACCUGCAUUGGAGUAACAACUGUGCUGUCGAUGACAACUCUGAUGAUUGGCUCCCGGACCUCGCUAUCUAAAACCAACUGCUUCAUAAAGGCCAUUGACGUUUAUCUUGGCAUCUGCUUCAGUUUCAUUUUUGGUGCCCUGCUGGAAUAUGCAAUUGCUCACUACAGCUCAUCACAGAAACAUGCAGCUAAAGAGCCUCAAAAGGGGCCUACCAAAGAAACUGAAGAUGUCAACAUCACGAACAUCCUCAAUAGCUCCAUCACCAGUUAUACGCAGAAAAUAAGUUUAGCUAGCGCUGAGAUUUCCAGUGAUAACGUCAGCUAUUGUGACCUGACCAUGAAAACCCAUGACAAAAUUAAGUUUGUGUUGAGAAACAAAAUGCACAGCAUCAUAAGCUAUUUCACAAUUCAGAAUCCCAGCAAUGUUGACCAUUACUCAAAGUUACUUUUUCCUUUGUUUUUCAUGCUAGUCAAUGUAUUUUACUGGGCUUACUAUCUGUAUUUUUAG